Chlamydomonas reinhardtii is the source of this 2992-nucleotide messenger RNA. RefSeq lists its product as uncharacterized. Gene Ontology annotation, molecular function: ATP binding; protein kinase activity. Gene Ontology annotation, cellular component: chromosome passenger complex; spindle microtubule; spindle midzone. The transcript has 6 exons. The record is from RefSeq and is a predicted model, not a curated record. Gene Ontology annotation, biological process: regulation of cytokinesis; protein phosphorylation; mitotic spindle organization. Bases 337 to 1776 code for a protein of 479 amino acids. Lineage: Eukaryota; Viridiplantae; Chlorophyta; Chlorophyceae; Chlamydomonadales; Chlamydomonadaceae.
CAUAGCGCUGUAUAGAAGCACAAAUUUUGCAAGCAGCGCUCAGGUGAAGCAAUACGUUUGUUGAAGGGCUUCGACUCCAAGCCAGAGUGCAGAAAUGUCAAUUGAAGGCGCAUUUCGGCGCUUGCAAAGCUCACCAUUAGACAGCCCAGGGACAAACAGCGCCAGCGACGCUGCCAGCCCACGCGCUAAAUCGCACAAGUCCCUAUGGCACCAGAUAAAGAGAAAGCUCGCUCCUGCAAAGACACAAUCCUCCUCAAAUCUUUCAUACCUGGGGCGUCAAGCUCGUGCAAACAGCGGUGUUGCAGUACCGACCGAAUCGGUUGCGGCGCCGCGCCUAUGUGCGAGCCCGCUUCGCCCGUCGCGGUCUCCGCCACGGUCUGUACCAUCGGCCCCAUCACGACGCAGCAGGAUCGCCAAAUCGACGCACCCGCCGGCGGCCGCCAGGCCUGGCCGCUCAGCAGCGACUUCGUGCCCCUGGUGAACGGCAGCCUGGACAACAGCCCGCCAUCAGGAUCCAGCACCCCGCUGUCAAAGUUUGCGGGUGGUCCGCUUGCGCGCCUGGUGGCGGCAAGCAAGCCACACGCCGCCGCGCCCCAGCGCGCGCUGAGCCAAGACUCCGCAGGCCUCUGUGCCUCUGAGACCAGCGAGCAGCCCGUGUCGGCGCUGCUGCUACCCGAUGCUCGCGCGGAGGCUCCCGUCGUGCCCGCACCGGCGCCGGCGACCGCCGCCGCCGCCCAGUCCAAGCUGCUUGCGGUGUCUCCCGCGCUGCCGUCCGCCAUGUCGCGGCUGGUGUGGUCGUUGGAGGAUUACAGCAUCUCCAGGCGCCUCUACAAGGGCAGCUCGUCAUCUGUGUACAAGGCCACCUGCCUGUACAGUGGAUUGCCUGUGGCGCUCAAGGUCUAUUUUCUGGACCGAAUCGCCUCGAACGUCGUGCACAUGCUGCGCCGCGAAAUUGAGAUCCACGUGUCAAUGCUGCACCCCAACAUCCUGCGACUCCAUUCGGCCUUCCUGGACGACAAGGAUAGGCUGGUGCUGGUGCAGGAGUACGCGGCGCGUGGCGACUUGUACGGCGUCGCCAAGCGUCUGGGUGGCCGCAUGCAACCUGACCAGGUCGCACAUUUCGUGAUGCGUCCCUUCCUGGAGGCGCUGAGCUACCUGCACUCGCGCGGCAUCUGCCACCGCGACAUCAAGCCCGAGAACGUGCUUUUCACCACCGACUGGCGGCUGCUUGUGGCGGACUUCGGCGUGUCCAUCAACCUGCACCACGAGCGGGCGGUCACGCGCGCCGGCACGGAGGGCUACAUGGCUCCCGAGGUGGAGCGCUGCCCGCUCAAGGCCGAGCCGCAGGAGAACAAGGACAAGCCGCAGCUGGCGUACUCGACUGCGGUGGACAUCUGGGCGGUGGGCUGCAUGGCGUACGAGCUCAUGGUGGGCUUCCCGCCAGCAAUCGCGCGGGCGCAGCAGGACUCACAGCAGGCCGCGGCCGCGGGCAGCGUUGGCGGCUUCGUCGUUUGUGAGAUGACCGCAGCGGCGCUGCACUUCCCCGCGUCUGUGCCGCCCGCGGCGCGCGCUUGGAUUCAAGCAAGCCUGUUGCCCGACCCUGCGGACCGCCCCACAGCCCUUGACCUCAAGCAAGCGCCCUGGUUGGCUGCUGCUGCGGCCGCGGUCCAGGAGGCAAAGCAACGGCCGGCGAACAAGGCUGGGAGUCCGCCUUCCCACGGUGCGGCAGGUGUGACUGCGGAUAUCUGCAGCAGCAGUGCGGCGGUGGUUGCAUGAGAGGACGCAUCUACGACAUGGCAACUCGCUUUUUGCGGGUUUGGCGGCUCGGGUGCCACACCACUACUGCUUUGGUUGGAUGCCUGCUUGAGAGUGUCAUACUAUCUUUUUAUACAGAACGCAAAUGCGAGAUGAAUAAAUCGUAUGCUGUAAAUCUUGUAGCAGUGUUCUUGUCCCACGCCAGUCGUACUCGCCACGGUAGUUGCAUGAUGUUAUAGUCUUGGCUAGCAGCAUAAUGGCAUGGCCCCUUCGCCGUCCUGUGCUUUACUGAUGAGCUUAGCACGUGCGCGUGUAUCCCUUGCCAAUAGAAUCUCGCCGGCACGUGGCGGUCUGCCAGGCGCGUGGUGGCUCGUAAGGCUUUGGCCACUUGCUCCGUUGUGCCUUGGUGACCGCGCGCGGACGUGUACAAAGCGGACACAAACAAUGCGAGGGCGUGAGGAAAGAGCAAGAUGUGCGUCGCGCGCGAGUGUAUGGGCGGGUUGCUUAUUAGGCGGAUAGGCUUGGGGCGCAGGGAGCAGGGAGAGGCAGUGAGGGUCGGAGUGCAUUCCGUAUUUCAGUAAAUGCGCAUUGCUUUGGAAUUCUGGUUAUAGAGCUUGAACGGUCAGCUGAUAUUAGCUGGUGAGAGGGUAUGGCGGAGAGGGUGUGUCGAUUUAGGGAACUGGCUUGGGGAGCUACGCAUAUUGCGCGGCAGCGUCAGGACAGCUACCAGAGGGCACGUACGUGUGUUAUACGGGGUUUAGGGUAUGGAAGGUGAGAGCGGCAGUCGUGCUUCCGGGUGACAGUCCACCUAUAGAUGGACGUCUAUUGGGCAGCAUGUGAGGCUGGUAAGAACCGGCAUGAAGGCAGGACUGCGGGACCCCGGUUUUACCGGCUGUGGGCAGGGUGGCCAGCUAGCUGUCCCUGCGGGGGACAGACGAGUCAAAGUGGCUCGGUGGUGGCAAGGCGACAAGCCAUCAGGUGAUCAGGUGGUGAACACGUGCAAAACUUAACAACUGAUUACGGUAUGACGACAGACUCGUUUGGUGAACGAGUGUUAGGGCAUAGGUCGCUGUUAGUUGUCUGCUGGACCGCCCGCGACGCUGAUAGCAGUACAAUAAGUGUGGGACUUCAUCAUUUGUAGGCGUUAUUGGGUCACCCCGGCUUUGGCCUCCGGUUUUCACGCGGCAGGAAGGGCAUGCAAAAGAUUGUGCGCAUCACCUUGUAACCACACACGAUA